Tricharina praecox is the source of this 1107-nucleotide messenger RNA. RefSeq names its product putative methyltransferase-domain-containing protein. Gene Ontology annotation, molecular function: rRNA (adenine) methyltransferase activity. Gene Ontology annotation, cellular component: nucleolus. The transcript has 3 exons. The coding region runs from base 100 to 1008 and encodes 302 amino acids. The record is from RefSeq and is a predicted model, not a curated record. NCBI's taxonomy places the organism in Eukaryota, Fungi, Ascomycota, Pezizomycetes, Pezizales, Pyronemataceae.
CACGACUUCCGCCCUUCGCCCUCAGUCCUCCGCCCUCUGCCCUCCGUCGCUCACUUCGCCGAAUACCUCCGAAAUCCCCAUACAGUACAAGACGGCGCUAUGGCUGUAUCCAAGAGCAAGAAGAAACCCCCCGGCUCGGUGCUGUUAUCGCGUCGUCGCAGUGCUGCGCCAGCCGUGCGACAUGCCACCGCCGCAGCCCAAUCAUCGUCCCUCUCGUCCAAGGCUGGCCGAGCCUUGAUCCGCAGCCACCACACCUUGCAGAAAAAACUCUCGCAAGCCCUAUCGCGGAACGACGAGGCCGCGGCGUGCACACUCCGAGCCGAGAUUGAGGCGAGCGGUGGCCUCGAGAAGUAUCAGCAGGCUAGCAUCAACGGGCAAUCGGCGCAGCGGGGCGGCGACUCGUCGAAGUUGCUGAUGCAGUGGAUAAACGAAGACUGCGCCGACAGGACUGUGCUCAAGGAGAGAGGGCUACGGAUGCUAGAGGUGGGUUCUCUCAGCCCGGACAACGCCGUUUCGAAAUCUUCCUUGUUCACGGUUACCCGCAUAGACCUGCAUUCGCAGCAUCCAGCCAUCGAGACGCAGGACUUCAUGCAGCGCCCGCUCCCUGCAAGUGACGACGACAAGUUCGACUUAGUCUCGCUGUCUCUUGUGCUCAACUAUGUGCCUGACCCUGCAGGAAGAGGGGACAUGCUUCGCCGGACAACACAGUUCCUGCGCCGCAGCACCGAACAGGAGCCGGGCAAUCCGGCAUCCAGCCUCUUCCCCUCACUGUUCCUAGUCCUUCCCGCACCGUGUGUGACGAAUUCCAGAUAUCUCGAUGAGGCACGGCUGCGGGGGAUCAUGGGGACCCUGGGGUAUACGCCCGUGAAACGAAAGCUAUCGGCAAAGCUUAUCUACGGACUGUGGCGGCAUGAGGAUACGGCCGAGGCAGCAAAGCAGGCAAAUUGGAAGAAAGAGGAAGUGAGGCCGGGGGGAUCCCGAAAUAAUUUUGCGGUCACGAUGAAUUAGGCUGGUUUAUUUUUGCGGUUAUCGCGGUCCACGUGAUAAAAGUGGGUUCACGAUAAUGAAACGGCGGCAUAGUUUCUCGUUCAAUGCAUCGUACUUGGC